UGGAUACUCAAGGAAAGCCAUCAACAAGGCAGUAGCAGUCAGACUUCACAAGCUUUUGGGAUACUAGAGUUUUGAUAUGCUCAACCGCCUUGGACAAAGAGAGAUAAUAAGCUAGCACCUGGUUUGCCCCCUGGUUUUACUUCAGAUCUGUUCUCCAUAGCCUUCCAAGGCCAAGUUUGGUUUACAACUCCUUCCACAGCCCUUAACAUCACAACAUCUGUACUUAUCUUCCAUGCUGAUCUUGACAUUCUCAUCUUUUCGGUUUGCCUUUCUAUAAAACACUUUUCUUUUAUCUCCCAACUCGUAAUUCACCAUUUGACUCUACCUUGCCCUGUCUUUAAAAGAUUUGGAAGAGCAUAUCUAAGGAUACAUGUCAUUGUAAGGUCAGUAGCUUUGCAAGAAUUUUGUCUUCUGUUAGCAUGUGUGGAUAUUGGGCGCAUGAGCAUACGACAUCCAACAAGAUUCCUUCAUUUGUAACGACAGAACUUGAAACUGGACACUUCGUAGAAGCACCAUCCAUGAAGCUUCUCUUGUUUUUAGUGUUUCUUGCCACCCUGCUGGAUAGUUGCUACAGCCUCCAGAACUGUACCAACCCAUGUCACAAGCAUGCCAAAUGUGAAGUUCGCAAUGGAAUCCAUGGUUGUUACUGUAGCCCAGGAUUCACCGGACCUGGGAUAGAUGCAGAUGGCAACAGUGGUUGCUAUGAUGAUAAUGAAUGUGCAAAUGCCACACAACUUUGUGGAGAAAAGGCGAACUGUACAAACACUAUGGGAAGCUACUUCUGCAUGUGCAAAGAUGGAUACAAAUCUAGUAAUGGCAACACAAGCUUUGUAACCAAUGACGGUACUUCUUGUAAAGAUAUAGAUGAGUGCAGUGAACUGGGGACCGGUGCCUGUGGAGAUCAUGCAGAAUGUGACAAUAUGGAUGGAGGAUACAGCUGCACCUGUAACGAAGGUUAUCAACCAUCCACAGGAAAAUUACAGUUUAAGGCAAAUGAUGGCACUUCCUGCCAAGCAAUACAAACAACAACCUGUGAACUGAACAACUGUAUAACUAAAAACAUUAACCAAACUUUAGCUAAAAUUAGUGAAUUAAAAGAUCCUCUGGCUGUAUUACAAGAAAUCAACAAAAACAGCAUAGGACCCGUUACACCAGCUGAAGUAAUUUCUUACGUUGAAAUGUUAUCUGUAUCCUUUUCCUUGCUGAGUACCACAAAUUACACCAUUUCUGAUGAGAGGCUUCGAGAUCAAACUCUUAAUGAAUUUGUUAGUACUGUAAAUAAUUUUGUUCAGGAGGAUAAGAAGACAGCUUGGGAAGCUAUCCCAGCAGACAAUAGAAGAAGAAGCCUCACCAAAUUGAUGCAUGCUGCCGAGGAAACAACAGCCUUCCUAUCUCAGAAUUUCCCAAAGAUGGCAGAAGUAGAUGUUAAUGCUAGUGAUUUGGCUGUAAGACUUUAUACAUUUGACCCGGAGAAGGUGAACCUCAUCAACCAAAAUACUCAGAUGGGAGGAGACAGUAUUAAGAUCUCUGCAAAGAAAAAAGAAAUAUCGCCUGCUAAAGGCACAGUUGCAGUUGUGUUUCUGCGAUACGACAAUAUUGGAGCUCUGCUUUCAUUACCACAGAAUUUGUCCCUGACAGAAAAUACAGAGGAUAGAGAAAUAGUAGGUUCAUCAGUUAUAGCUGCUGCAAUUAGGUCCACUCCACCUGGGCUGUAUCCAGCUGAGAAAAUAAUAUUUACUUUAAAACAUCUACAGCCUGUAGGCAAAAAAGAUGUUAAAUGUGUAUUUUGGAAUUAUUCAGAAGACACAAUGGAAGGGAACUGGGCCACAGAAGGGUGUGAGAGGAUCCACUCCAAUAGCACACAUACGUCAUGCAGAUGUAACCAUCUUACUCAUUUUGCAGUCUUGAUGUCUUCAAAUGGCUCUAAAGUUGAAGCAAAGGAUUAUAUUCUUACAAGAAUCACUCAACUUGGAAUAAUUAUCUCAUUGAUUUGCCUCGCCAUGUGCAUUUUCACAUUUUGGUUCUUCAGUGAAAUCCAAAGUACAAGAACAACGAUUCAUAAAAAUCUCUGUUGCAGCCUUUUCCUGGCAGAAUUUAUUUUUUUGAUCGGAAUUAACAUGAACACUAAUAAGCUAUUCUGUUCCAUCACUGCUGGACUGCUCCAUUACUUCCUCUUAGCGGCUUUUGCAUGGAUGUGUAUUGAAGGCAUUCACUUGUAUCUUAUAGUUGUCGGAGUAAUCUACAAUAAAGGAUUUUUACACAAGAAUUUCUAUAUUUUUGGCUAUGUAAGCCCAGCAGUGGUGGUUGGCAUUUCUGCUGCACUGGGAUAUAAAUACUAUGGAACAACUGAUGUAUGUUGGCUCAGCACAAAGAAUAACUUUAUAUGGAGUUUUAUAGGACCAGCAUGUCUAAUAAUCCUUGUGAAUUGGAUGGCAUUUGGAGUAAUUAUCUAUAAAGUAUUUCGUCAAACAGCCAUGCUAAAGCCAGAAGUUAGCUGCUAUGAAAAUAUAAGAUCCUGUGCACGAGGGGCACUUUCUCUCCUUUUUCUCCUGGGGGCUACGUGGAUUUUUGGCGUGCUCCAUGUCAUUCAAGGAUCAGUGGCCACGGCAUAUCUUUUCACAGUUUUCAAUGCAUUUCAGGGACUGUUCAUCUUUAUAUUUCUUUGUGUGCUGUCACGAAAAAUCCAGGAUGAAUACUCCAGACUGUUCAGAAAUGUCCCUUGCUGUUUUAGAUGCUUGAGGUAAAUUGAUGGAAAGCCAAGAUGAGCAGCACUGUGGAAGGAAGCCGAAAACAAGAGGCUUUCGAAAAAUUGCUAUAUUGUGAAAGUAUGAAAUGAGCUGCUGAGCUGUCAUCUCUCUUAAAUCAAUUAUUUUCUCUCCAGUAUAGGUAUUGUACUUAAAUGUGCACUCAGGCACGCUAUAUUGUGUACAAAAACUGCAUAUCUGUACAAGACAGACUGGUUUAUUGUGUAACAAAUAAGGUUUCUAAAGGCGCCCAGGACUCUUUAGGGCAAACAACUGAAGCUCAAAAGGGGGAAAAGUGAAUCCAAGGUGAAAAGCUUUUUGUUGUUAUUGGCAGAUUGACUCUUCAUUUCAUAUCUAAUGCUUGGAAAUGAAAUAAUUUCACUUAUUACUGUUUAAAGAGAGUACAACCAUUACAGUGUUUAAAAAAAGUUUUACCUUGGUCAAAAUAUCGUGUCCUGUCUUGAAAGCAGCUAAAUUAAGAAAAUAGUGAGCAGUUCUUUAGUUCUGAUCAUAAGGGGAAAACAUACAGCAAUUUUGCUAGCUGAAAGUUUAGAUGGAAGGCGUCUAUUAGCUCAGGAGCUCUCAGUUGUGACAAUUGUAGGAUGGGUGGACUUCAAUUCCCAGAAUUCCUCACUCAGCCAUGCUGAUUGAGGAAUUCUAGGAAUUGAAGUC
Thamnophis sirtalis is the source of this 3416-nucleotide messenger RNA. It is a transcript of the gene ADGRL4, whose product is annotated as adhesion G protein-coupled receptor L4. The record is from RefSeq and is a predicted model, not a curated record. Gene Ontology annotation, cellular component: plasma membrane. Gene Ontology annotation, molecular function: G protein-coupled receptor activity; calcium ion binding. Lineage: Eukaryota; Metazoa; Chordata; Lepidosauria; Squamata; Natricidae. Gene Ontology annotation, biological process: adenylate cyclase-activating G protein-coupled receptor signaling pathway; cell surface receptor signaling pathway.